Messenger RNA from Tetrahymena thermophila SB210, 5325 nucleotides. Its product is annotated as ABC transporter family protein. Lineage: Eukaryota; Ciliophora; Oligohymenophorea; Hymenostomatida; Tetrahymenidae. Gene Ontology annotation, molecular function: ATP hydrolysis activity; lipid carrier activity; ATP binding. Gene Ontology annotation, biological process: transmembrane transport; lipid transport. Gene Ontology annotation, cellular component: membrane; intracellular membrane-bounded organelle. The transcript has a single exon. The record is from RefSeq and is a predicted model, not a curated record.
AUGAUCAGAGACAAACAUCUUAGUGCUUUGCUUAAGAAAAAUUUUAUACUUUGGCGAAGAAAUCUUUGCUGCAGUUUAUUCGAAAUCUUAUUACCGUUUCUUGUAUGUUUAGGAGGAAUGAACCUAAUAAGAUCGAAUGUGAGCACUUAAGUCAUUCCUGAGACUUCAUACAUAAAUUAACCUACAGUUCUAUAUCCUAAUAUUCCAACAGGAGUUUUAAAUUCUACUACAGGCAAUUAAAUUAUUCCUCCAAUGCUAAAUUGCAAGAAUAAUAUGUAAGAUGGUAGACCUUAAAGAAAUGGAAAAGUCGCUUUAAUUCCUAAAACAAACGAUUUGAUAGACGAAGUAAGUCAGAUGUUAAAGACUGUUUAUGGCUAUGACACAGAAGGCUGGGAUUCUCUAAAUUAGCUCUUUGAUUAUACUUAAAGUAUCGAUUAUAAUUGGGAUAUUUGCAUGGCUAUUUAAAUUUCUACUUCUACUAAUGGCUAAUACUCUUACACCUUGGUUUAUAACAAUACAGGACCACCUUCAAGAGAAUUGGAUCAAGUUCCUGAUACUACUAGAUAAACCACUUACGAUUAUAAGGUAGAGUUCAAGAAUCCUCUUUUCGAUUUGUGGGUCUCAUCAGGUUUUGUCACUCUCCAAAAUUAUAUUGAUAAUCUCAUUUUGAAGAAAGAAACUGCAAAUACAAACGCCCAAAUUUAAGCAAAUGUUUACCCAAUUAAAACUCAAAGCUACACAAAAGACCCGAUUGAUCUCUAAUUAACUGGUAACUUUGCGCCUUUUGUUGUUCUCCCUCUUAUUUUAAGUUACUUAAGACUAACCUAGAGCAUUUUAACUGAAAAAGAAAAGAAAAUCAGAGAAGUAAUGAAGAUAUAAGGUAUGAAAACGUCUUCUUUCUACUUAUCAUGGAUUAUUCAUUAUUUGGUGAUUUUUACUGUUAUUUCACUUUUGCAAGCGCUUGCUUUAAAAAUUACUGUCUUCAAGCAGAGCAAUUAUUUCUUCCUUUUCAUAUGGUUUUGGCUUUUCUGCAUUUCUUUGAUAUUUUAAUCAAUUUUUAUGACUUCUUUCUUUACCAAAGCGAGAUAGGGAACACUUUUUGCAGUCUUAUUUUUCCUUUUUACAAUAGUCGUUAACACAACUUUUUAGAACGGAGUCUACUCUACUGCGUAGUACACCGGUGCAAGUUUCUUAACUUAGACAGGAAUAGCUCGUGCUUGCGAGGUUAUAAUUGUUUUAGAGGCUAACUAAAAAGGAGUGUCUUUUUCUAAUGCGGAUUAAAUGGUCAAUAACUUCAAUGUUUAAGCUCAAAUUUUAAUGAACUUAGUUAAUAUUGCCUUUUUUUCAAUAUUUUCUCUAUACUUAGACUAAGUUCUUCCAAAUGAAUUUGGCUAAAAGAAAAGACCUUUAUUUUUCUUAGAUUGCUUCUUUAAGAACAACAAUUAAACAAAUAUUGAUAAAGAUAAUAGUAAAUAAAACUUACUUGAACAAUAUGAUGAGUAAACUUAAUUAAAAAAUAUUGAAGAAGUUACCCAAAUUCUCAAAGAUCAAGAGUUUAAAAAUGAAGUUUUAAAAAUUUAAGACCUCAAAAAAACAUUCUAUGGAAGAGGAUAACCAUUCAACGCAGUGUCAAAUUUGAGUUUAACUAUGUACAAAAAUUAAAUUUUCGUUUUGCUUGGUCACAAUGGUGCAGGAAAGACGACAACAAUUUCAAUGCUAACAGGUUUACUGUAAAGUACUAGAGGUUCUGCAAAGGUUUAUGGCUUAGAUCUCCAAACUUAAAUAGAAUAAAUAAGAACUUUUAUGGGAGUUUGCCCAUAACAUGAUGUGCUGUUUGAUAACUUAACUGUUAAGGAACAUCUUGAACUUUUUGCUGCUUUUAGAGGAGUUAAAGACUAGUAAUUGUUGAAAAAAGAAGUUGAAAAACUAAUAACAGAUGUUGAUUUAUAAGAAAAAACUAAUGUUCUUAGUAAGAAUUUGUCUGGAGGUCAAAAAAGACGUCUAAGUGUUGCGAUAGCUUUCGUUGGAUAAAGUAAAUUAAUUUACCUCGACGAACCUACAAGCGGUAUGGAUACUUCAGCAAGAAGAUACAUUUGGGAUAUGCUUAAAUAAUAUAGAAAUGAUAGAAUUAUAAUAUUAACAACCCACUUCAUGGACGAAGCAGAUUAUCUUGGUGAUAGGAUAGGAAUUAUGGGUCAAGGAAAGCUCAUUUGCUGUGGUUCUUCAGAGUUUUUAAAAGACCGCUUUGGUGUUGGAUAUAACUUAUCUAUAUUGAAAUAAGACAACAAUGUUAGCAGUGAACCAAUUAUUACUUACAUAUAAUCAAUUAUACCUUAAGCAAAUGUUUUGAGUGAUGUUUCCUGUGAGAUAACUAUCCAAUUAAAAAGCGAAUCUAUCUCAAAGUUCCCAGAAAUGUUUAAUGGAAUUGACUAGAAUAAAAAGAAUUUUUAAAUAGAAUCAUACGGCAUUUCAAUCACAACUUUAGAAGAAGUGUUCUUAAGAAUAGCAGAGCAACAAUCUGAGAAAGAAAGCUAAAAUAACAACAUUGAAGAAAAGAAGAUCAAUCCAGAAAGCAAAGAGGUUAAAGAAGAUGAUUAAGUAGAUAAUUUUGAUUUAAAUUAAGUAAAAAUUAAAGGAAAUUUUGAGCUCUUUUUAAAUCAUUGCAAAUCCUAGAUAAUCAAAAGAGUUAUUUAUUUCAAGAGAGAUAAAAGAGGUUUGUUUUGUGAAAUAGUUAUUCCCUUUUUAGUUGUUGCUUUAGGAUUGACUAUUACGCUCAUGCAAUUUAUUGUUGAGAGUCCUCCUCUUGUAAUCUAGCCUUCUAUUUUCAACACACCUAUUAACAUAAUUUAUUCCGGUUCUGAGACAACUCAAAAUAUGUCUCAACUCAUGAGUGUAUUUAAUCCAAAUGAUUGGAAGGCUGAAUUCUUUAACACAAAUUCUAAAACUGCAUGGGAUGAAUAAAACUUCUAGCUAAAAUCAGUUGACAGAAAGGGGUCUUACUUCAUAAAUAAAAUUGAUACACUUAAUUAGGUAUUUUCUUAUGAUGCAGAAGUAUAGACAAUAUCAAAAGAUACUACACCAUUAUUUAUUAAUUAGAUGAAUAACGCCAUUUUAAGAUUAGCAACUAAUAAUCCUUCAAAAAAUAUUAAAAUCACCUUCAAUCCUUUCCCUUUACCAUAUUAGGUCAAGGGAUUUGAGAAUACUGCUAACGGAAUUAUUGCCUCAUUCAUUUUUUCUAUCGCUUAUGCAUUAAUACCAGCUUCUCUUAUUAUUUUCACUGUAAAAGAAAGAGAAGAAAAUAUAAAGCACUAAUAGCUUGUAUCAGGGCUUUCCCUAAGAAGCUACUGGUUUAGCAAUUACAUAGUAGAUAUGAAUAAGCACCUCAUUCCAGCUUGCUUGUGCAUUUUAAUGGUCAUUGCAUAUGAUAUUCAGACUUUUAGUAAAGGUGAUAACUUUGGAGGAAUAUGCACACUCUUUAUUUUAUACGGCUGGGCUAUCAUUCCUUUUACCUAUUUGAUUGGCUUUUUAUUUUAAAAUUCUGGUGUUGCUUAAGUAUUUGCAUUCUUCUUUAACUUUUUGUUAGGAUCUAUUGGCCCUAUUCUAUUCAUGGUUUUGAGGCUCAUCAAAUCUACUAGUUCAGUUGCUCUUAAAAUUCAAUGGAUAUUAAGAUUAUUCCCAUCCUUUUGUUUUGGUUAUGGUAUAAUAAACAUGGCCAACAAAUCUCUAUACGCUACAGUAAUUGGUAAAACUGUAUAAUAAAGUACAUGGGAUUUAGACAUCGCAGGAGGUGAUGUAAUGAUGCUUUGCCUAGAGGGAAUAUUUUACUAUGUUUUAAUCUUUUUAGUAGAAUAUUUGAAAUAAAAAAAAUCUGUAAAAGAUUUAUUGAAAGCUCAAGGUAACUCAAUAAAAUAUUUGAAUUAAAAUUUUGAUUCAGAUGUCUAAAAAGAAAUGGACACAAUAGCAAAUUCAAGUGCCUCUGAUUACUCAGUAAGAGUCAAAGAUAUUUAAAAAAUUUUCUACGCAACUGGAAAUGAACCUAAAGUCGCUGUGGAUAGAGUUUCUUUUGGUAUUAAAGAAGGUGAUUGUUUUGGUUUACUUGGAAUAAACGGAGCUGGUAAAACUACAACAUUUAAAAUGCUUGCAGGAGAAAUCUAACCUUCAUCAGGAAGUGUUCAUAUUAUGGGCUAUGAUUUGAGCUAUUAGAUAAAUGAUGCUAGAAGGUAUAUAGGAUAUUGCCCUCAAUUUGAUGCUUUAUUAGAAAACUUAACAGCAAGAGAGCAUUUAGAAUUAUACGCUGCCAUUAAAGGCAUUCCAAAAGAUUUAAGAGAACAACUUGUGUCUCAAAAAAUUAAAGAAAUGGGUUUAAGUGCUUUUGAAAAUAAAUGCGCAGGAACAUACUCUGGAGGUAACAAGAGAAAACUAUCUGUCGCUAUUGCCAUGCUUGGAAACCCUCCAAUUGUCUUUUUAGAUGAACCUUCAACUGGAAUGGACCCUGAAGCUCGUAGAUUUAUGUGGAAUGUUAUUUCUCGCAUAUCAACCAAGAGAAAAUAGUCAUCAGUAAUAUUAACUACUCAUUCUAUGGAAGAGGCAGAAGCUCUUUGUAAUAGAUUAACAAUUAUGGUGAAUGGAUCAUUUAAAUGUUUAGGAAGUCUGACUCAGAUAAAAAAUAAAUACGGACAAGGGUAUGAACUAGUCAUAAAAACUGAAAUUCCUUAAUAAAAAGUCAUUCAAAUUCUUUAAGACCAUCAACUUGAUGGAUAAUAAAGAUUAUCAACUAUGAACGAAAUUUAAAAUAUAUUAAACGUAAUCAAAAAAGCUGAAUUAUAUGAAUAAAUUAAUGAAGAAGAGCCUGGUAAACUGAUUAGAUAGAACAUCAGCUCAGGAAAAGGAAUAACAACAGAAUAACUAAUAGAAUUUGCUUGCAUCGAAGAUGAUGGAAAAAAUAUCCAGAAAUUUAUUGAAUCUAGCUUUGGAAGCUUUUCAAUUAUUGAACACUUCUCAAAUCUAUAUAGGUUCAAAGUAGAAAACACCACAAGCUCAAUAGGAAAAUUAUUCGAGCUAUUUGAAAAAAGUAAAAAGGAGUUGAAUAUAUCUUCAUAUAAUGUUAGAUAAGCAACUAUUGAAUAAAUUUUUAAUAAUUUUGCUGAAGGUAGAUACGAUAAUUAAAUAAAGCAUCAGCAAAAGUAAUUGUAAGGAAAAACUUCCUAAAACUUUGACAAUCAAUAAUAGUAAGGAGCUCCAAAACCUCUUGAUAUUAACUCUAACUCAGUACCUUCCUAAAAAAUUUAAAUUAACUCUAAUAGCAUCAAUAAUAAUGAUUAUUGA